AUGAAACGACACCGACAGACACACAAGCACCUCAGUAUCGGAAGCCAAUCGAAAGCUUGUCCCCGUUGUGAUAAGGUGUUUUCCACUUCAAACAAUUUGAAGAAAUACCUUCAAAAUCAUAAGGAGGAGGAGGAGGAGGAGGAGGGGGACCUUCACGAAGAUGCUAGUGGUGAAUCCACAGAAGAGGAGGAUUCUGAAGACGAGGACGUGGAGUGGGAGGAGCUUCAUGAAGACGAUGGUGAUGAAUCAACAGAUGAUGAUGAUGAUGAUUUUGAAAAUGAAGACGUGAUAGAGGAGGGGGACGACCGUGAAGACGAUGAUAGUGAUGGACUAACAGAUGAUGAUGGCCUUGAAAAUGAAGGAUAUGAGGAGGAGGAGGAGGAGUUUCUUGAAGACGAUAGUGAUGAAUCAACAGAUGAUAACAUUUAUGAAAGCGAAGAAAUUGAGGAGGAGGAGGAGGAGGAGGGAUUAUGUGAAGACGAUAGUGACGAAUCAACGGAAGAUGACGAUUUUGAAGAUGAAGAGGAGUCGGAGUAG
Messenger RNA from Asterias rubens (European starfish), 537 nucleotides. RefSeq names its product glutamic acid-rich protein-like. The transcript has a single exon. NCBI's taxonomy places the organism in Eukaryota, Metazoa, Echinodermata, Asteroidea, Forcipulatida, Asteriidae. The record is from RefSeq and is a predicted model, not a curated record. The coding region runs from base 1 to 537 and encodes 178 amino acids.